Messenger RNA from Cucurbitaria berberidis CBS 394.84, 1626 nucleotides. Its product is annotated as MFS transporter-like protein. NCBI's taxonomy places the organism in Eukaryota, Fungi, Ascomycota, Dothideomycetes, Pleosporales, Cucurbitariaceae. The transcript has 7 exons. Gene Ontology annotation, molecular function: transmembrane transporter activity. Gene Ontology annotation, biological process: transmembrane transport. The record is from RefSeq and is a predicted model, not a curated record. Bases 7 to 1569 code for a protein of 520 amino acids.
GACAAGAUGGGUUUCGGUGUUCUAGAAGACCGCCACAUGGCGGCACCUCCAGGGACCGCUACCAUGAACACUCUAACAGAUAUUGAUACCAAAGUCGACACAAGCUCGCUGAAGAAGGAUGGCGAGACCAUUUUGCAGCCUCAGCCCUCGGACAGUCCCAAUGAUCCCCUUAAUUGGUCUCGCGCAAGGAAGGAGACGAUCAUGUUAAUCCUGGCUUUCAGCUCCGGAGUAACGACAGCCCUUGGUCCCAUGGUGACACCCGGUCUUCCUCUCGUAGCGAUGAAAUACGGCGUUAGUAUAGACUUAGUGUCAAGCCUCGUCAUCGGUUUCCUCGCCUUCUGGAUUGGCUUCACGACGUUCUUCACUGCGGCAGGCGCAAACGCUUGGGGCAAACGUCCUUUCUUCGUCAUCUCCGCCGUCAUACUUCUAGCCACCAAUAUCUGGGGAUAUUUCACUACGUCCUUCGUCUCAUUGGCAGUCAUGAGAGCCAUUCAAGGUAUGGCUUCUGCUCCCCUUGAGACACUCGUCACCUCGUCCGUCUCCGACUUGUACUUUGUACAUCAGCGAGGUACACGCAUCAGUCUAUGGGGAUGCAUGCUCGCCAGUGGCGUUCUUCUCGGUCAAACCAUCGCUGGUGCCAUCAUCGAGAGAAUAUCUUUCGAAGCAACAUUUGGCAUCUCAGCCUUGAUUUUCAUUCCUAUCGUAUUCGGCAUGUAUUUCUUCGUAGCAGAAACGACAUACAACGGGCCCCGUCCUACUAGCGAGAAAUUCAUGCCUGAUGAGAAGGACAUGUCGUUCCUGGACGAUGAUGAACCGAGGCACACCUAUCGCCAACAACUCGGUCUUUUCCACGGCCGCUUGUCUCAGGAAUCCUUCUGGAAGAACGUAUGGAAGCCUGUUCCUCUAAUCGCCUACCCUGCUGUGCUUUUCUCUACUGUUGUCUACGGCUCGUACUUCGCCUGGCUACUCACUAUCUCAGUGCUGUCAGUCAGCAUAUUCUCGGCGCCACCGUAUAUGCUCAGCCCGGGACAAGUUGGACUCACGAACCUGCCGCUUCUGGCCGUGGCCCUGAUCAGCUCCCCUCUCUCGGGAUGGUCGGCCGAUGCUGUGGCGAAACUCAUGGCGCGCCGGAACAACGGCAUCUUUGAACCCGAAUUCCGUCUCCUACUCAUGAUCCCAGCGACAAUUUUUGCGGCGGUCGGGUUUCUCGGCUUCGGCAUGAGUGUUCAGAGCGGCGCUCCUCUUGUCUGGCCUAUUACGUUCAUGAGCAUACACUCGUUUUCCGUGCCCUUUGCAACAACGGCGUCUCUGACUUAUGUCAUUGACUGUCAUCCGAGGGAUGCGAAUCAGGCUUUCGUCACUAUCAAUUUCACCAAGGCCGUGUUUACUUUCGCUGCGACGACGUAUGCGAAUGGCUGGAUGGCACAAGUUGGACCGCGUGGGGUGUUUGAUGUGAUUGCGGUCAUCAACCUUGGUAUUUGUGCGCUGACUAUUCCGGCCUAUGUGUUUGGCAAGAGGUUCAGAAGCUUUGUUGCACGAAGCUCGUUCGGCAAGAAGUUGACUAGCUAGGAUGCUUGACGCAUUGAAACGCUAGAUCACUUUUAGAUAUUUGCUUAGAAUCUGGGG